This is a messenger RNA of Betta splendens (Siamese fighting fish), 7638 nucleotides long. RefSeq names its product thyroid hormone receptor interactor 11 (gene trip11). The transcript has 20 exons. NCBI's taxonomy places the organism in Eukaryota, Metazoa, Chordata, Actinopteri, Anabantiformes, Osphronemidae. Bases 486 to 6473 code for a protein of 1995 amino acids. Gene Ontology annotation, cellular component: Golgi apparatus. Gene Ontology annotation, biological process: Golgi organization; endoplasmic reticulum to Golgi vesicle-mediated transport. Gene Ontology annotation, molecular function: small GTPase binding. The record is from RefSeq and is a predicted model, not a curated record.
UGCACCGCUGCCGUGCUUCGUGUCCACGUCAAAGCUGACAGCCAUCGUCGCUGCUGCCGAGCCGAUAAUGGCUGCAGUUGAGGUGGCACUUUGUGGACGUCGCGUUGUAUAAACUGGCGAAAACGCGAAGUGACCUCGCCGCUGAGGACACGGACUUGACCCGGAGCCGCGGCUCGAGCCGUUAACGGACGAACUGCGGGGUCUCGCGCAGCGGUUCGCCGCUCGUCUUGAACAUUUCGCUCAGCCAAGCGAUCAGCUGUUAUUAGACGAGGAAUGUGGUAGCUGCGCGGCUGUCACUCUGGGAAACCACUUCGUUUCCCGAGGUUAAAGUGGAUUUUCCAGUUGCUCGCGUGUGUGCUGUGGUUCAGCGUUUAUGCGUGAGCUCGAUGGUCGACGCGUUUGCUCCUCAACCGAAGCUAAGCUAGCCCCCCUCGCCCCCUCCGCCCUGCUUUGCUUUGUUUUGGUUUGGUUCCUAGCCCCUGACCAUGUCGUCGUGGCUGGGGGGACUGGGCUCCGGCCUCGGCCAGUCGCUGGGCCAGGUCGGCGGAAGCCUGUCGUCUUUCACUGGCCAGAUAUCUAACUUCACCAAGGACAUGCUGCUGGAAGGAGUGGAAGAAGUAGGAGAUGCUGCUACUGAACUGCACAUGUCUAAUUCCAAGUUGGCUGAAGUCCAGGCUGCAUUUGUCACACAGAAAUCUGAGUAUGACCGAUUAAGAAAGCUUUAUUCAGAGCUAGAAGAGAAGCUUGAGGCAUCAGAGAUUCAAAAUAAACGCCAGUCUGCAGAAUAUAGAACUGUUCUGCAACAAAAAGAUGUGGAGAUCAGUCACCUUAAAGCUCGGCAGAGUGGCCUCCAGGAAGAGGUCCAGAAGCUGCAGCAUUCGGCCCAGUCGGCCUCCGCCGGCCCAGCACUGCUCCCCGUCACCACUGCUUCCUCCGUCACUACCUCCUCUUCUGCUUCCUCCUUCCUGUCCCGCCCCUCAGCAUCUCACCAGGGCUUCCAUGGCGACGAGGUGGAUCUCAGCGACGUUAUCUGGUCGCAGCAAGAGAUCAACAGGCUGUCGACUGAAGUCACGCGGCUAGAGGCAGAGCUCGCCCACUGGAGGCGAAUGUCCCAGGCAUCAACAGCAGCAGGAGCUGGAAAUGGUGAUCAUGGUGAGACUGUGAAGCUUCAUAGGACCAUUAAGGGGCUGCGGGAGGAUAUGAGUCGCGAGGUGGAUGAGCACCAGCAUGAACUGGCAGCCCUGCAGGACGCGCAGCGGCAGAAACUGGCCGAUAUCACCCGGCGGCACAGAGAGGAGCUCGCCGAGUAUGAGGAGAGGAUAGAGGAAUUGGAAGACCAGAUUCAGAGUGGUGGUGGGCAAACCAGCUCUGAACUCCAGAAAACCAUUCGCUCCCUGCAGGAAGCGGCAGAGCAGCGGGAGAAGCGGCUGGCCGAGCUGUCCGCCAGCCUGGAGGAGACGCAGAGGGAGCGGGCGGACGUCCAGGAGGAAAACGCGGGGCUGCUGCAGAACUACACGCGGCUGCAGGCGUCUGUGGCCGAGCUCCAGACGCGAGUGCAGGAGCAGGAGGAGAAGGCCAUGCAAAAAGCCCAGCUAGACCUCGAGAUCCAGAUGUUAAGAGCUAACCUUACAGCUGCAGAAACAGAAAUAGAGCGAUUGAAAAACCAGACAGGGCUGGAACCAAACGAAGAGGUUGAGCAUGCAGAUAUCUUGGAGCUAAACACUAUUAUUGAUUCGUUAAGGGAAGAAAAAGAAGUCCUGGAGCAAGAGAAGUUUAAAUUAGAAGAAAAACUAAAAAUUGCAGAGGAGCAAAUAGUUGGCAAAGACGGAGACGGGUUUGGAGAAUCCGAGUCGGUGGAGGGUCUUAAGAUAGAGUUGGAAAGAAGAGAAAAAGCCCUGAGAGAUGCUGAGAAGGAACGAGACACCUUGAUCUGUGAGCUGGAAGAGUUGGACGGGCAAAACCAAGAGGCAACACAGCACAUGAUCUUGGUGAAGGAGCAGCUCUCGGGACAACUGAAGGAGGCUGAGGCAGAGCUGACAAGGCUGAGCGCAGAGCUCAGCACAGCCAAAGACCAGAAGAGGAAACUGGAGCAAGAGCUCGAAAGCCAGAAAGACAAAAUGAGCCAAAGUGCUUUCACUCUGAAUGACCUUCACAUGACCAAACAGCAGCUGGAGAGAACUGUGAAUGAUCUAAAGGACAAACUGGCACGUGCACAGGAGCAGAGCAGGGAGUCAUGUAGGGAAAUCACUGAGCUGAGGAAGUUGAUGCUGGAGAGAGAGGAGCAACUGUCUUCUGCCAACGCGGAGCUGGAUUGUGCACGGGAGGCCGGAGGUGAAGCAUUCGGUGCUGGAAUAGAGCUGGCGGGGAAGGAGAGCGAGCUGUCAGAUCUCCGGAGAGAGCUGAACGAGCUGAGAAGCUCUCGGGAGAAGGUGCAGUCUGAGGACUACGAGUUGAAGGUGGAGAACAAGAAGCUGAAGGCAGGGUGUGAGCAGGCUCUGGGCAAAGUGGAAGAACUCACCGUGCACAUGAAGGAAAGCCAGGCGGCGCUGAACAGGACAGUACGAGAGAAGGACACGCGCAUCGAAGCCCUUAAACUGGAGAAGAAUCAGUUGGAUGGGGAGUUGAGGCAGGCCGAGAGGACGCUGGCCGAACAGGCCAGGCAGUACCAGCAGACGCUCGAGGGUUUGACCCGAGCCCGGUCCAUGGACGCCUCUGCCUUACAGAUGGAGCACGAGCGCGCCGUCAAGCUCAACCAGGACAAGGACUUAGAGAUCGCUCAGUUGAAGCGAGACAUAGAGCAGCUGGCGUCAGACCAUAGGGACACCAACGAGAUGCUUUCCAUCACAGUUGCAGGGCAGAAGCAGCUGACGGAUCUGCUGCAGGAGAAGGACGCGUUCAUGGACACUCUGAAGCAAAACGCUGCUGAUCUGCAGACGGAGAUGGAUGAUAAGCUCUCAGCUGCCACCAAAGAAGCUGAGGCUGUCAGACAGGCGCUGGAGGAGAAGGAUAAACAGCUGGGAGGGAUGAAGGAGGAGAACAGCCAUUUAAAAGAGGAGAUCGACCGCCUCAGGGAUCAGCAGACCCGGCCGCAACCUCUGGCUGAGCCCAGGACUCUGGAUAUAAUCACAGAGCUGGAGACGGAGAUUACCCAGCUCAAGUCCUCCGGGAAGACUCUGGAGGAGGAGGUCCAGACUCUGAGGAGAACCUUGGAGGAGCAGCAGGCCUCGCUCCUUCUGUCGCAGCAGUCCCUUCAGGCUCAGCAGAGCGAGCUGGAGCAGGCGCAUUCUCGCCAUCGGCAGACGGCUCUCAACUACGACAGGCUCAUCCAGGCCAGGGAGGAGGAGAUCGCACGGCUCCAGCAGACUGUGGACGAGCUUGGCGAGAGUCGCGGCCGCGCCGACUCGCCGCCCGUGCAGGGAGAGGUCAUUCUGCAGGAGGACAAGACGCAGAAUCUGAACCAGGAGAAUGGCAACGAGAAGCACGACCUGUCCAAGGUCGACAUAGAGAGACUGGUGAGGGGCAUCAAAGAGAAGGAGUCCGAGAUCAGCCAGCUUAACGAGAAGAACCUCUCGCUGGCCCGGCAGCUUGACCAGCUGGUGGUGUCUCGGGAUGAAGUGGCUAAACUUUCCCAGGUGAUCCUGCAGAAGGAUAUGGAAAUCCAGGCCCUUCACGCCAGAGUCUCCAUGGGCGCAGGCGGGGGACACAGCCAGGACGUCCUGUUCCUGCAGCAGCAGCUGCAGGCGUACGCCGUGGAGAGAGAGCAGGUGCUGGCCGUGCUCAACGAGAAGACCCGGGAGAACAGCCAGCUCCGCUCCGACCAGCACCGCCUCAUGGACAUCAUGGCAGGGAAGGAGGCGGCCUUGGUGAAGCUUCAACAGGAGAACCAGCGCCUCUACAUGAAAGACCCCUCAGGAAACCAGGAGAUGUUCAAGGAGACCAUCCAGAACCUGUCUCGCAUCAUCAGGGAGAAGGACAUCGAGAUCGAUGCUUUAACACAGAAGUGCCAAACCCUGGUGACGGUCCUCCAGACCUCAGGAGGAGAGUCCAGCGCCAGCUCCGGGGGCGUUAGCAGCAACCAGUUCGAAGAGCUGCUGCACGAGCGGGACACGCUGAAGCAGCAGGUGAAGAAGAUGGAGGAGUGGAAGCAGCAGGUCAUCACCACCGUCAAGAACAUGCAGCACGAGUCGGCUCAGCUGCACGAGGAGCUGGUCACGCUGCAGGGCCAGGUGUCGGCCGACAGCGACUGCAGCUCCAAGCUGUCGGUGGACUACGCUCGGCUGAUCCAGAGCUACGAGCAGAAGGAGAGGCGGCUGGGAAGCCUGAGUCAGGAGCUCGCUCAGGUCCAGCAGACCAUCACCGAGCUCAGCUCCACCAAAGAUGCCCUGCUGGGGAAACUGGACUGCGUGACGCAGCCUCCUGAAGCGGCGCCGGCUCAGGCUAGCGUCACGGUCACCGCCGAUGUAACAAGCCAGCAGACAUUAACAGGAAACGAGGCCAAGCUUCAGGGAGAACUCGCACGGUUGCAAGCGCUUAUAGCUGAGAGGGAGAACACGAUCCGGACGCUUCAGGAGGUCAACCACCGGCUGUCGGAUUCAGCGUCGGCCUCCGAGAGCGAGCAGAGGAGCACAGUCGAGGAGGUCCGGCAGACGCGGGAGCGGCUGGACGCCCUGCAGAGGUCCGUGAAGGAAAAGGACUUGUUGAUCAAAACCAAAGGGGACCAGCUGGUCCAGGUCAGCGAGGCGCUGCGCAACCGCGACAAUGACAACGAGGUGCUGAAGCAGGCCGUGACCAACUUGAAGGAGCGCACGCUCAUCCUGGAGAUGGACGCGAAGCAGCUGAAGGAGGAGAACGAGCUGGUGGCCGCUCGCUCGCGGGAGAAGGAGUCGGAGUUCAGGGCGCUGCAGGAAACCAACAUGCAGGUUUCCCUCCUGCUGCGGGAGAAGGAGUUCGAGCUGAGCGCCAUGAGCGAGAAGUCUGCGACCGUGGAGAGGAUGCUGAAGGACAAAGAGCAGGGGAAGUCCGGUGAGCUGAAUCAGCUCCUCAAUGAGCUGAAGUCCAUGCAGGAGAAAGCUGUGGCCUUCCAGCACGAGAGGGAUCAGGUGAUGAUGGCGCUCAAACAGAAGCAAAUGGAGACAACGGCAGUGCAGGCCGAGCUGCAGCACACGAGAGAUAAAGAGCAGCGCCUCAACCUGGAGCUGCAACGGCUGCGCAACCACCUCCUGGAGAUCGAGGACUCCUACACGAGGGAGGCGCUCGCCGCCGAGGACCGGGAGACGGAGCUCCGCAGGAGGGUGGCGACGCUGGACGAGAGGCUGGCGACGUCGUCGAGCGCCGUGGAGAACGCCAGCCAGCAGGCCAGCAUGCAGGUGGAGUCCCUGCAGGAGCAGCUGAGCGGCGCCGUGAGGCAGCGGGACGGCGCCCUGGCUCAGCUCCGGACCUCGCAGGAGCAGGUCCAGCAGUACGCAGUGUCGCUCUCCAACCUGCAGAUGGUGCUAGAGCAGUUCCAGCAAGAGGAGAAAGCCAUGUACUCGGCAGAGCUCGAGAAGCUCAGGAGGGAGAAGGACGAGUGGAGAAGAAGAGCUCAGCAGCUGGAGGACCAAGCAUCUGCCCUCCAGAUGAAUCUCGACGAGGCCAACGCGGCUCUCGAUUCGGCGUCUCGGCUCACCGACCAGCUCGAUCUGAAGGAGGAGCAAAUGGAGGAGCUGAAAAAACAAGUGGACGUGAGACAGGAGAUGUUGGAGGAGGCACAGAAGAAACUGAUGAACCUCCUGAACAGCACAGAGGGGAAGAUAGACAAAGUCCUGAUGCGUAACCUGUACUUGGGCUACUUCCACACGCCCAAACCCAAACGCGCCGAUGUGCUGAGGCUCAUGGGAAGUGUGCUGGGACUCAGCCGAGAAGACGUGGAGAAGAUGUUAGCGGAGGACGGACAGCACGGCGUCACCGGUUGGAUGUCGAGCUGGCUGCGAGGCCGAGGAGCUCAGAGUGUCCCCAGCACGCCGCAGAGGCCCACCAGUGGCCAAGGGCUCAACAUUUCGUUCUCAGAGAUGUUCGUGAAGUUCCUGGAGAUGGAGUCGACUCCUUCGCUCCCCGCCCCGAGGCUUCCAGUCCACGACAUUAAGCCUCUGAGCGCUCCGCCCCCUAGACGGGCCACCGGCGCGGGUUCUGGCCCGGCCGCAGGUACAUGGCUGUCAGUGGUGGUGGUGGUGGUUUCAUUCUCCUCCAACGCCAAUGCCUUUAACGUAUACGUUUCCCUCACUGUGGCGGCAGCCGGCAGGAGACCCGGAGACUCCAACCCCUUCCUGGCCCCACGCUCCGCGGCCGUGCCGCUGCUGGCGGGUUCCGGCUCCGGCGGCGCUGGAGGCCACCUGCUGAUGAAGCCCAUCUCGGACGCGCUGCCCACGUUCACGCCGGUGCCGGUCUCCGCUGAGGCCAGUGCCGGAGCCGUGCUCAAAGACCUGCUAAAGCAGUAACCCGAGCCGUUACUCGACCUCUACACUACACGGACCGCGAUGUUAGAGCAGGUCUUCUCUCUGCUGCUCCUCUAGUUCCUUCAAAGUCAAAGGUCUGAUAUUUAACAAAGAUGAUCCCUGUGUUCGUCAGGGGGAUGAAACAAAAUAUAUUUUUAGAAGUUGUACUUGCAAUUAUUGCUCUAUGCAAGAGACUCUCCCUUUACACAGAAGAUAUGUUUUCCCAUUUUUCGUUUAAUAAAUGAGCUGCAGGUUGGAAAAAGUUUAACGAAGCGCGUCUGCUUGCAAUAAGAUUUAAAAAUUGUCGAUCACUGAGACGAGUCACUUCUCACACUUUCAUCUCCGCUCAUCACUGUUUGUGGCCUGACUCGACUGAGCCCUUCGCUUUCCGGGAGAAAACCCCGGAACCUCACUUUGCAUCCUUUAACUUUCGUUGAAGGUCUCUUGUUUCAACAACACGCUCAGCCUUUCCUGAUCCAGAACCUACCUAAGAACCCAGACGACUCCAGGCUGAAUAGAAAUUUAUGUGCUUCAGUACAUCUGUUAAAACCAUAAGGACACUUUUGCCAAAUCUUGUUUUUUUUCCAGGCAUCCAGACAGUGAUAUGCAACAAGCGGUGUUAUUACGGCUGUAACUGCCGACUGUGGUUUAUCAGAAGCCUGAGUCUGCUCCUUUGAGUAAAUACUGUUAUAUAGUUAAUUAUAUAUGUGUGUAUGUAAACGGGCUGUGUUUUUUUUCUCUGCAUAGGCACUAUUGAAGGUCUGGAAGUCAAGUGCCUAUAUUUUUGCUAAUUAGAAUAUGUUGUAAAUGGUUAAUAUGAAAAUAUAUAUUUGCAAAAUGUAAAAACUGCAUAUUUAAAGAAAAGGAUCUACUUGACCACACUCUACAAAUCACCAGGUUAAACGUAGCCCGUGGCCUUUGGCUGAAGAUCGCCCCGCUGUGCGGAUCCAGUGACCGGUGCUGGUUGCUGCUGCUGAUCCCACGGUGGGUGACGGCUUUAACCCGGAUUUUCGCAGUGUGCAGGGACGGCUGGUGUACGGCAGCUUUGCACCGAGCUGCAGAAGGGAUGUUACAGGGUUGAUAGAACAGCAGUGGGAUUUUGGAUUCGACUGAAAGAGUGUUGACCGAAUUUGGAAUUUGCAGUCAAAUAAAGGCGUUUUUGACCCUU